AUGUUAAGGAAGGUAUUGGAACAUCGCUUCAAAUAUUUGCAAUCCACCUUUAUUUCAUCGAUGAUGGCAUGGUCUAGUACCGGCGACAUAUCUAUCAAGUAUCUGCCUUAUCAACUUUCGAUGGUAGUUUAUGUGCCUACCAUGAUCGAAAAUAGUGGAUAUUAUUCGAUACGUAUAUAUCAAAACUCUGCUUAUCCGAUUGAUACGCUUCGACUGCAAAAUAUACAAAUAAAUAACCAAAAAGGAGGGCGAGGAGGCUUAUUUAUCAACCUUUUAUCGUACAAAUCAGUUAAUAUAAUCAAAUCUUCAUUUCAACGUAACGCAGUGCCCAGCGUUAUUCUUUUCCUGAGGCAAAACAUUGAUCAUCCAAACCACAAAGCUACGGAAACAUCUGCAUCAGCUGCAAGUGAUAUUCUUAAGUCGCUUACAUCAAACUUGGGAAAUUCUCCGUUGUUAAAUUUCGAAGAAAAUCGAUUCGAAGCAAAUAAAAAUUUGGUUUCAUAUUUCUUUUUGGAAAAUCAUGUUAAUGCAACUGUGCAUAAAAAUAUUUUCUCAUUUAAUAACAGUAAUAGGAGUGGAAUAACUACUGUCGAAAUUUCAUCCUCCGAGUCGCCACUACUAUUUGAGCUUGAAAUCUUCGAAAAUAUUUGGUCGAGAAAUAAAGGAGAAUGGUGUCUUUAUAUUGCUGCACUCACUCGAAAUUCCUUUAUCGGUAACGUGAUUGGUAAUCAGUUUCGAGGGAAUCAAAAUGUUCGUGGAUCAGUUAUUACUGGAAGUCCUUAUUUCAACAUCAAUAAUAAUGAGUUUGACAAUCAACAUGAACAAUUUGAUCUCGAAGUGGAAUAUAUGGAACAUCGACCAGUGAACGCUACUCAUAACUACUGGGGUUACGACGAUGUGAAUUCUGUUGAGAAAAGAAUACUUGAUGGAAAAAAAGAUACUUUGCGUGGUUUUGCAGUGGUUAAUCCAUUUAAUCGAAAAAGAGCAACAAUAAUUGAGAGCUGCGCAACAGUGAAAAAUUGCUCUGAUCAUGGUCGUUGCAUUGGUAAGACAUCGAAAAUCACUGCAGGCAUAGAUCGAUGUUUGUGCGACUCAGGUUUUUCUGGAGUUGAUUGUUCACAAAUUUCAUGUUCAUCAUUAAAUGAUUGCUUCAACAAUGGUGUUUGUGUCGCGCCCAAUACAUGUAAAUGUUAUAAAGGUUGGCUGCAGGCAGAUUGCUCAGAACCUUCAUGUUAUCGUUUAGCAAACUGUAGCGGGCAUGGGAAAUGCAUUUCAUUGAAUGAAUGUGAAUGUAAUCCGCUAUAUACAGGAAUAGACUGUAGUAUUCCUUCAACAAGCUGCUCAAUAAAUGGAUGUAAUAAUCACGGAAAAUGUGUCAAUAAUGAGUGUGUUUGUCAUAAUGGUUGGGCUGCUCCAUUCUGUUCACAUGCUUUAUGUGAUGACUUGAAUAACUGUUCGAACUCCGGGAUAUGUGUGGAGCCGAAUAAGUGUAAUUGCUUGCCUGGUUAUACAGGUGAUGAUUGUUCCACAUGCAGUGGUAGCACAUGCAGUGCUUGCCCUUAUCAGUGCAUUCAUGGUCGAUGUAAUUCCCUUACGAGGAAGUGCAGCUGUCUAAAAGGAUGGAUAGGAAACGAAUGUGAAAUAUGUGAGCAUAAGACAUGUGAAUUAUCAGUAAUUCUUUUUGUCCUUCCAACAGCCAUAGGAAUUCAUCAUAGUGAAGACGAUCGAAUUGCUGUGUAUGGCAUUGACUUUCCAAAAACGCAUUUCGGCAGAUACACAUGUCUCUAUGGUAGUACUGCUGCAGAGGGUUUUUAUAUCUCAUCAUCGUUAAUAAAAUGUUCCAUUCCUAGAACUACAGGGCCAGGGCGAUACCUGUUCAAUGUGAUUCCUUACGAAUCAAAUCAAGCUAUACCUUUUCUUGAUAAACGAUUGAUUCAUUUCACAUUUUAUGUCGAAUGUGAUUCAGUUGAUUGUAAAGGAUCUUGUCUGGGUCCUACCUGUGUUUGUCGCUCUGAUCAAGAAGGAAUUUUGUGCCAGCAGGCUAAAAUAUGGCCCAAGAUUAAUCGGGAGAUAACAGUUAGUGCAUUGUUGAUGAAAGCAAUUGAAGGAAAACCUUACACUGCAAAAAUACCAGCUCAAGAACCAAACGCUAUUUAUAACUUAAAUUCGGAUGCAGAUGGUCUUAAGAUUGACCCUCAGGGAAUAAUAAUAUGGAAAAAGCCGAUUGGUCGAGAUCGGCCAUAUUUUGUUAAUCUCACGAUAAGCACUUCAAAUGGCAAAUCACUUAUAUCUUGGAAUUUGACAGUUUUACCAACUUAUUCACCUUUGGUUUCCAAAGUUGAACGUGAGACUAAAGGUAGCAGGAGCGUCAUUCAAGGAUUUAUACAGUUUAUCAAUCAGAAUUUCGGACAUGUACCUAUUCGGUUGCUCAUUUAUUCAGGCGAUAAACUGGAGGAGAACAUUGUUGUGAUCAGUUCCGAUGAUGGCCGGUUCUUAUAUCCUUAUGUACCUACGGAUAAUGUGACAUUUCACUCUGUGAUAGCAAUACAUCCAGGCAAAUCAAUAUCAUCUGUUUUAAUAAAUUCUUCAAAUGCCUUCUCAUGGAGAGAUAACGAUGUUAAUGUUUAUUACGAAGAAGAACUUGAAGCAUCCCCAGGACAAACACUUAUGGCGAAUUAUCAAAUAAAAAACUGUGGUGACAGUCCGCUGAUGGGAUGUACGGUUGAAGUCAUCGCUCCAAGAGACAAGAUACAGCUGGAAAAAUAUGGCGAAUAUAUCAAUAUCAUUAAUCCUGGUUAUACAAUAUCUCAGAAAAUAUCUUUUUCGACUUCACCAGUACUCGAUAGUUCAAUAUUAAUUUUGCAACUGAAUUGCGUUGGUGUGCCCAAAAAAAUUAUAAAACAAAGGAUUGAAGUGCCAGGUUCCAGAAUAGCAUUGGAUGCUGAUCCAUCGGAAGUUGUUGUGGUUCAUAUAUUAAAUAAGGGGCUAUCAUUUCAAGAACCCUUAGAUAUAAAAUUUCGCGAAGAAGGUGGUCCAUUGUUUUUAAUUUUUUCAAAUCCUGCAAUAAAUAAUUAUAAGGAAUACGGUUCUGCUGGAAGUAUGUUAAAUCUUUAUUUUGGUUUACGGUCUUUAAAUAAUACUGAACGAGUGGUGUCAGGAAAUAUUAUUCUCAGUUAUAGAGGCAAGCAAAUUCUUUUUAUUCCAUACAAAUGUGUAAACGUUGGGGCAGUACUCUUCAAUUAUCUUGUCGCUAUUAACGAUGAAUUAUCUCUUAUUGGAAAUUACUCGGAGCUCAAUGAUAUUGAAAUAAAACUUCGCAGUGCUUCAGGAAUUGAAAAUAAGCAUCAAACACGGAUCAGUGGGUUAGAUGAUUUAGUUCAAGACCUUGUACCUUGUUGUAUCUUGUCAAUUUUCUCUAUUAUUCUGAUUCAGUUGAUGAUGGCCUCUUCAAGUCCUAUUGAAUGUCAAUAUUAUAGUGAUAAACUGCAUCAAUGGAAAGUUUAAUCCGUGGAAUUUCUUUCGAUUACGGAGGACCUUUACCAGUUGACCGUCUCUUCUCCUCGACAUCAUACAGUUUCUGCAAUUGUCCAACCGAAUUAUAUAAACUCAUCUUUAACGAUUUUUCUCCCAUUAAUGUUUCCUUAUGAACCAGUUAUUGAAGAAAAUCGACUUUCCGCUGAUGUGACGGAGAUCAGUUUUAUUCCGAAAAUUGCAUUUCCUGUGAUUCGCUUUCUUCCCUCAUCGAUUUUUGUACCUUAUGAAAAUUCUGUAAAUUUAAUGCUUAGAGUAGAAAAUGUUGCUGGACCAGAUUAUAGUUCGGCUGCUUUACUUCCUUUUACAAUCAACGAUAAAUGGUCCUUACCAUUUACACUCAAAUCAAAUGGUUUGGAUGUCGGUUUGGGUUAUAAUGACGCUUAUAAAAUGCCUAUAGAGUUGUCCAACAACAUCGCAUACAACACUAGCGAUAAAAAUUGCAAUGUUUAUUUACUAAAACUUCCUUAUUUGUAUACCGUUCCUAAUUUCAUGUUCAAUUCGUUUAAGCAAUCCAUCCUUAUCGUUGACGCGAGAAGAAAUGGUAGCUAUGUAAAACUUUGCGAAUUUUCAGUUGGUUUUAAUUCUCGGAAAAAACGCAUUUCGUUGUGGUCAAAAACCACAGUGCGUUGCAAUUGUAUAGCAUAUACGAAAGAUCGCUGUCGUUCUCUAUACGAGUCUGCAGCAAUGUGUGGCUCAUCUUGGAGUUAUAUUCCCGAUGACACAGUUUCCUUGCAUUCUAUGGCGAUGUUCAUUCUUCUUGCUGCCAACUGCCGUGCAGUUAAUGUCGAUUUUCAUAGACUGCGUCAAUCAGUAAUACGCGAUACUUUUAUCGAAGCCACCGUACCGCUUGAUUGUUCAUGCCCUCCAGAUAUCUGUUUUGCCAAAAUGAAAAUAGAAUGGUGUGCUUCAUCGCUGAAUAGUCACUGUGCAGUUUUUAGGAAGCGAUUAUUAACUUUGAAUUCAGGAAAUAUGUCAAAUAAGACAAAUCCACUGUUGGCACUUCUGCCAUCAGUAAACAUGCAAAUAGAUGGUAUUAUACAGAAAUUUUUGCCUUCUCUCAGCUCAUCUAAAAUGAAUUCUGUUGAAAUCGCUACAUUAUUUUCAGAUUUUUUUGAGCAGUUUCAG
Molecule: messenger RNA, 4659 nt
Organism: Dracunculus medinensis (Guinea worm)
Lineage: Eukaryota; Metazoa; Nematoda; Chromadorea; Rhabditida; Dracunculidae
Source: the annotation of a GenBank genome assembly